Paramecium octaurelia is the source of this 1476-nucleotide messenger RNA. NCBI's taxonomy places the organism in Eukaryota, Ciliophora, Oligohymenophorea, Peniculida, Parameciidae. The record is from the annotation of a GenBank genome assembly.
AUGAAAAGUCGAUAUGAAUAAUAUUAUGAAACUAAAAACUAAUUGCUUGGAUAAGGGGCAUUUUCAUAAGUGUUUUUGGGCGUUAAAAAAUCAAAUCAAUAAAAAGUCGCUGUCAAAAUUAGUAAUAGAAAUCUUGCUAUUUCUCAAUAGGAGAAAAGAAUCCUCUAUCGAUUGUCAUAAUUUAAACAUUAAAAUGUAGUUUAAUUGUUUGAUAUUUUUGAUUAACCUGAAGCUCUAUUUAUAGUUUAAGAAUAUUGCAAUGGUGGUACAUUAUAUGAAAUGAUGAUUACUAAAUCAUUUACUGAAGAAUAAAUAGUAAUCAUAGCACUUUAAAUCGCAAACGGAUUAAACUUUUUACAUAGCAAAAAUAUUGUGCAUAGAGACGUUAAACCUGAGAAUAUAUUAAGAUAAAUUGAUGAACAAGGGACUGAAACCUAUAAAAUAACGGAUUUCGGUUUCAGCAGUGUGAAAUUAGAUAGAAUGACAACAAUUAAAGUUGGAACAGCCUAUUACGUAGCUCCAGAAAUAUUGAAGGAACAAGAGUAUGAUAAAUCCGUGGAUACUUGGGCAUUAGGUUUAAUCAUCGAUGAAUUACUGCACAAAACACCAUUUUAUAAUGGGUUUACUGAAGAAGAAGUAUUCAGUAAAAUAAGAACCAUUGAUUACUUUAUAAGAGAUAAGUAAUAUGCAGAACCUGCAAAUUUUGAUAAUAAAAAGAGUUUGAUCAAAAAUAUAUUGAUAAAUUCUAUUUAAAAGGACCCUAAAUAAAGGAAAGACUUGAAUUGGAUUAUAUAGAGCUUAAAUGAGUACUAUUAAUAUAGCCCACAAAGUAGUAUUUAAAAGGAUAAUAGAAAAAUAUCUCUAGAUUCUCAAACUACAUCAUGUGAAUAGCCAUUAAUUUCUUAAAUACAAACAUAUUCUGUUGAUCAAUAAUAAGUAGAGGAAUGCCCAUAUCAUUCAUAACCUAUAAAAUAUAAAAUCACUGGGAGAGAUGAAAAUUCUAUCAUAAAUGCAUGUAAAAUAUGUUUAUAGUGUUAUGGGGUAUUUGAUCACUUAGACUUUCAAUAAUAUUUGAGAUAAACAAAUGUUGAAUUGAUUUCUUUUUCAAUUGAAUGUUAUUUUUCUCAAAAUGAAAUAAUUAUUGAAGCACUUAAACUCCUUAAUCAAUUUAAAUUAUUGUAAGAGAAGGAGAAAUUGAUUUCUGAAUUGAGAAGCAUAGUCGAAAAACAUAAUUAAAUUUUGAGGCUUGAGUAUAUUUAAUACAAGAAUGAUGUAGAAUCAACGAAUGUUAAUGCAAAAUGGCUUAAUGAUGCUUUAAAAAUGAAUUAAAAAAUAUCCAAAGAUAUGCCGAACAAAAUAAUCCUCUACUUAAUUUCGAGAUGUCAACAAAGAAGAGAACUUUCACUUUUAGAAUGCAGGCAAUUCAUUAAAGAAUAACUUAAAUCACUAUAAUAAUACUUAGUAUCUUUAUUAUGA